AAAAAGGAGAGGAAAAAAAGAAAGAAAAAAAACUUGUUACAAGAUGGCGACGAAGAACUGCCUGUACACUGGAAAACAAUAGAAACAGCAGCAGCGAAGGGGAGUUUUAUCCUCUUCGUCGAGGCCUCGUCCUCUUCGCCCUCUUCUUCUUCGGCGAGGCGUCUGUGGAGCGCAGCGUGAGGGACUUUCGGGAGGCGCUGAGCCGGACUACAGGGAUUUUCAUCCCGCUUUUGUUAUGAGGCGAGUUAGCUUAGCCCGCUAGCUACAGCUACAUCCGUAUCCUCGCACGGCGGCGUCCAGCGCUGAGGUUUAUUAAAACAGUGGAUCAGCUGUUCGCCAGGUUAACUUCGCUGCUUUUAAAAAAGUUUCUGGAAGUCUUCAGGUUCGGGGUUUGAGCUGAACGGCUAUGAGAGAGAAGGCUGUUGGCUUUUCGGGCUUUAUUUUAACGCGGUCACAUUUUUUAGCUCAGAAAUGUCCGUCGUCUCAAAGUUUAGUUUGAGAGUAGAAGUCCAUUCUGGAGUGAGCGGCUAGUCUGCCUCCGCUCACCGAGCUGGUUAACGCUCGGUUAAGCAGCUAAAGCUAGUCAGAUGGUCUUAGCUAAGUUUCAGAGACGUAAGUUUAUCGUACGUUAAAAUCCUAGAAGAUACCGGUUGUUUUAGAUAACGGCUGGUUGAUUUUCUAACAAGAAACAUAAGGUUACAGAGCAAGGUUAGCUAGCCUAACCUAGGUUUCUUUUCUAUGUAACUUAGUAGGUUAGUUACUGUGAUAAAACAACCACAAGACACGUUGGGGUUCGUGGUUAUUAAACUAGUUAGCCUAGCUUAGCUAGUUAACUAACUAACCUAGGUUAACUAGUUAAAUUAGAUCCAACACACUGAAGUUUUAUCCUCUGUUAACUUGUUAGCUUCUAAGUUAACUAACGCUAGCUAGCUCAUCUAACUCAUUAUUUUUGGUAGAUUUUAGACAGCUUAGCAAAGCUUGAAUUAUCUACUUUUUUGGAGUUGUCCAGUAAAUUUACCUCACAGUUAGUUAGAAAGUGUUAUAUCGUCCAGUAUAUGAUUUUAGUAGCUAGUUAGGUAAAUUUACUCACUCACAGCUAACUAACCUAGCGUUACAAAUGUUAUUGCUGGUGCCUUAAGGUCAACUUGUAGCUAGUCUACCUUAAGUAAGUUAUCCUGUCCUGUUUGUUAGUUAGGUUUGUCUUUAAACCUAAUUUUACGCUUAAUUAAUUUCUUUAUUUCUUUUUCCAUUAACAUCAUAGUUAGCUAGCUAUUUUUGUUGUUUUUUUUUAUAUGCCAAAUCUCACAAACCCACUGAUUUGUGUUUUAUGUUUGGCAUGCAGUGAUGUGUAUCUAGUUAACGCUAUUUCAACACGCUGAGCUGCAUGUAAAACAUUGCUCCAACGUUUAACUUUACGUUGACGUGCUAAACAAUGUAGAGCACUGGUAGAGCAGUGGUAGGCAAAUAUUGACAAAAAUGGAAGCAGUUAAGUGUGUUUUGUAAAGGCCGUGGAGGAGGGGGUUGUAUACUCGCUCGCCCACACAGCGAGGAAAGCAGCAGAUUCAGCACUAUAACCAAGUUACCUGUAUCCGGAGCUGAGCUGACUUUAAAGGAGAAUACGAAAAAAAGGAUAAAGCCUCCGGUAACUACUAGCACCGCGCUGCUGCAUCGCAACGAUGGCGGAUUUCGUCGUGCAGCGCCACAGCGCGGUGAUGGAGCGGCUCCGCCGGCGCAUCGAGCUCUUCAGGCGGCACCACAACAGUUGCGAGAACCGCUACGACAGUACUACUAUGGAGCGCAUGGAUAUGGAGAGGCAGCAGACCUUUGCGCUGCACCAGCGCUGCCUGCAGACCAAGGCCAAGCGCUCCAACAAGCACCGACAGCAGGGACCGGCGGCGACCGCGGCGAACGAGCAGACGGGGCAGAGAGCACCGGGAUCCGCGGGGACAAACUCGGAGUUGGCAGAGGGCGGCGGGGCGCCUGGAGAUCAGAGCAGGAACAGCACUCUGAUCGCGGUUAGUACAAAUUUGCAGGAGACUGUGAAGAGGAAGCUGGAGAAUGCAGGCUCUCCACUCAGUCGUGACCAAGUUAACGGCUUUGGUGAUGGCUACCCUCCAUCCAAAAAGUCCUGUCUAGAAGAUGCUUUGAGUGGCAUUAAUGGAGCAACGAAUGGAGCUUUGCCUCCUCUUUCCCCUCUGGAUAGUAAGCAUGGCAUAUGUCCUGACUCUCUGGGAAUGAACGGUACACAUGCCACAGGUGGUGUGGAGCCAAACGGAGUUGGGCUGCCUGAUGGAUGUGGGGUGCGGGGCAGCGAGUCGGACAUUCGCCUGAAAGAGAUGAAGCAAGAGCCAAUGGACGACAUCCUGCCCACUGGAGGAGGAAAUGGUAACAUCAUUCUUCCUGACCUCAACCUGAAUGAGCAGGAAUGGACUGAGCUCAUGGAGGAGUUCAACCGCUCUGUUCCCUAUGAGGAGAUCCAGGAGCUCUUCAAUGAUGGUUUUGAGGACCGGAAGGACCCUGAUUUGUCGGCUGGCGGUCCACCAUCCAACCUACUGCCUGCAGACCUUGCCAGCGUGGUAAAAGCUGAGUUUUCACCGGCCCCAACUUCAUCCUCAGCUGCUUUUGAGCAGGACUCGCGCACUGGUUCCCCUCAUGUCCCACCCUCCUCAUCUGGGCCUUUGCUUCACACUGGUUCCCCAGUCACAGCUCCCUCAGCAGCCUCCUCUCCGGCCUUGCCCGGGCCCCAGCACUCUCAGCAGCAGCAGCAGCAGCAACAACAGCAGCAGCAACAAUCAGGCCAGCCGUCUAGACCUCUCCAGAACCACCUGCUGACUGGAGCCCCUAAAGACCUCUCGCCUGCUCAGCAGCUCCAACAGCUGGCUGCGAGGGAGCAGCAGAGGGCGCAGCUGAUGCAGAGCCACCAGCACCAGUCACAGAAACAACAGCAGCCGAAACAACAGCAGCAGCAGCAGCAGCAAGCACCCAAAUUCCACCAGCAGUCCAAUAUCCCAUCCACCUGGUCCCAGAACACUCCCACCCAGAGUCAGAUGGGAGGCACUUUUGGCCUGGAAAAACCCACCAGCCCCUCGCUUUACCCUUCAGACUUUCAGAAUUCAAAACCUCUGCUCAUGCCAGGGCAGCAGCCCAACAAAGGCUCACCCAAAGCGGGUGCCCCUGGAGGGUAUAUGCCGCAAGGUGCCCAUCCCAUGCUGGGUCACCCAGCACCUCCCUCUGGCACCCUCAGUCACCCGUCUGGCCCAGGGGCCAUGUUGGACUACAGGAACACUAAGCCCCUGAGCCACUAUGAAGCAGGAGGACCCAGAGGCUCUGCAGCCCCACCGCUGCAAAAUAAAGCAGCCCUGCUCAACCUUCUCCGCCAGCAGCAGCAGCAGCAGCAGCAGCAGCAACAACAACAACAACAACAACAACAACAACAACAGCAGCAGCAGCAGCAGCAGCAGCAGCAACAACAGAUGAAGCAAAGGCCAGGUGGCAUGCAAUACAGACCCCCAGCACAUCUACCGCACAGUCAGCAGGAGCCUGGCACUUACCCUUCAGGUCCUCAUGUCCCAGGCCCUGGUGGUGCCAUGACAGGGCAGCCAGGUGGCAGUGGCAUGUCAACAAACCAUGGUACCGUGCCCUAUAUGAGCAACCUGCAGAAACAGCAGCAGAUGCAAAUGCUGAAUCCACAACAGAAACAGUUCAUUUUGGGACAACAGAGACAGAUGAUGGCAGAACAGGAGAAGCAGCGGCAGCAGCAGGAACAGCAAAUGCAGAGGCAUCUGACCCGCCCCCCGCCGCAGUACCAGGACCAACAGAACCCCUCUGCCCAGCAGAACCCAUUCCAGCAGCAACAAGUCUCACAGUUUCCAGGUUCCUCUCAGCCUAUGGGCAAUGUGAAUUCCCUCGGUGGUCCUGCUCCCAGCGCUCAGCGCAUGUUCACACAAACACAAUCCAUGAUGGGAAUGGGUCAGGGCAGUGGCCCCACCCCCGGUGCUCCUUCAGCUGCCAGUCAAGCAGAAAUGAGCCUGUCAUCCUGCACAGGUGGGCUUGAUGUGCAACAGGUUCUAUAUGGCAACAUGCCCAUGCACCCAUCUCAUCCUAACCAGCAGAGAGUUCCUGUGUCGGCCAUGUCUGCAGCUUACAGACAGAACAUUCUGGCCCAGCAGCAGGCCCAGCAGCAGGCCCAUCUCAAGAGCCAGCCUAAUGCUGCUUUGUUAAAACAGCAACAGCAGCAGCAGCAGUUAGCUCGUCUCCCUAACAUGUCCAACACAUUAGCUAACAACAUGAACUCCGCCAUGCCCAGCAGUAUACCAGGUGCAAUGCCACCACAGUCCUGGCAGCAGCAGCAGCAACAGUCUCACCCUGCCCUCCAGCAGAGCAUGGCAGGCCAGCCUAACCCCAGCAGCGGUGGCAUGCCCACUGGCUUUCCCGGUUCUGGCUUCCACAUACAACCACGAAUGCCCAAACUUCCAGGAAGCAGCCCUUUCACUCAAGCUGCCAUGGGCAACGGCACGACAAGCAGGGCCAUGGCAGGCAUGAACCCUGGGCAGAUGAUGCCCAACAUGGCUCAACAAAGGACCAACAACCCUGGCAUGGGUCAGCAGCUGCCUCCUCCCAAUCAGCAGCAGCCUCAGCAGGGACAGCAAGCGCCACCUCAGUCCCAGCAAGUGUUGCCUGACCUGAGCUCGUUCGGGCAGUCGCAGGGAUCUCAGGUGCCCAACCGUACAGCAGGCAUGCAGUGCAACCAAGCGUUCCAGGUCAACGGGACUGCCGGUCAGCAGAUGCAGUUUGCUUACAGCAACCAGCCUAACCUCCUCGGGGAGAGCGAUUUGGACUCCCUGUUAAAGAACCAGACCCAGGAGUGGAUGGAUGAUCUGGACGAGCUGCUGGCUUGUCAUCAUUGAUUCAGUUCUCAUACGAGCCAUUUGCCUGACAUGCAGAUUUGCACAUUCCAGUUAAGGCAUGUGCUGGGAUUAAGACUCCCUCAGUGAGUCUACUAUAUACGUUUGUCAUCAAGCAGGGGGACAUUACUUCAGAACUGCUGUUUGUUUGAUUAUAUUUGCAUAAAUAUAUACGUGGUGUGUAUAUAAUAUAAGGAGUGAGGGACACAGGACCAAAAGCCUGUGUAUACGGAGUAUUCCCAGGCCUGGAAUGAAAAUGUGUAGAUUAAAAAAUAAAAUAAAAAAAAAAUUAGAAAGAAUGAAAACAUUCUACUACUGAACCUGUGGCUCAGUACUAAAACCACUGAAAAGUGCCCAGAUGUGAUGGGACAAAACACACACACACACACGUGUGCACAAACAUUACUUUUCUGCCUUUUGCAGUUCAGCUUCAGACAGACUACCUACAUUGGCCUCAAUCUGUGUUUCUUUGCUUUUGUUCUAAAAUGCUAGUGUUGGGACAGACUGUUAUUGCUGACUGGUUUAUCAUUUUUAUUUUAAAAUGGACAAUUAAUUUUGUACUCUUAUGCUGACAAGAAAAAUAAAACCUUUACGUAUAGUCAGUCCCGCCUUAGUCCUGCAUCAGAGGCCUUGAGUUCUUACAAUGUUUGACCUAUGCUUCUGUGAAUGUUGUGAAGUUUUCUGGGUUGAAUCUUAACGGUUCUUAUGGUUAAUUUCUCAUUCAGUGUCUCAUUCAUAAUGAGUUUCAAGAGGUUUGGAAGCCCAUGAGUUUAAGCAUUACACUACAACACUAACAUGAAGGCUUGUCAUCAUUUCUGUUCAACAUGUUACACUAAAGCAGACAGAAGCAGCUCUUCUGCCAUGUUUUUAGAUGAGAAAAGCAGAAGCCCAGAAAAAGUUCAGAUGGUGACUCCUCCCCCCCUCCCCCCUUUUCCUUUCUGCGUGUUACUCUGCGGUAAACAGACUCUUCCAUCCUGAGAACUGAGUGUGUGUGUUUUGGGUCUCACCUGACUGUCUGAAUCUAAUGAGCGUGCUCAUUUUAGUGUCUGACAGGGCUUUUGUUUAUUUAUGUUUUCGUUUUUUUUUUUUUUUUUUUUUUUUUUUUUGGUAUGUAUGUAUGCAUUUUCUAAUGUUCCGGAGAAGAUAGAUCUUAUUUUUAUAUGUACAUUGUUGCUGAUUUUUGUAAGUAUUUUAUACUUUUUAUUAUUGUUCUCUGCAAAAACAAGAGUAUUAUGUAAAUAUAGUUCUUUAGAAACA
This is a messenger RNA of Astyanax mexicanus (Mexican tetra), 6161 nucleotides long. It is a transcript of the gene maml1, whose product is annotated as mastermind-like transcriptional coactivator 1. Lineage: Eukaryota; Metazoa; Chordata; Actinopteri; Characiformes; Acestrorhamphidae. The record is from RefSeq and is a predicted model, not a curated record. The transcript has 5 exons. Gene Ontology annotation, biological process: Notch signaling pathway; positive regulation of transcription of Notch receptor target. The coding region runs from base 1677 to 4907 and encodes 1076 amino acids. Gene Ontology annotation, molecular function: transcription coactivator activity. Gene Ontology annotation, cellular component: nuclear speck; nucleoplasm.